UUGGUCCAGAGUGUAUCUCUUGGCCACAGGGCGAGUCUGAGUUUGACAUGCAAACACCAGGCAGAGAUUUUAACCAUCUGAGUGGUCACAGCUUCUCUUCAGACAUGGUGGACACCCAGCAGCUCCUAGCCUGGCCUGUCGGUUUCAGCCUGAGCACGGUGGACUUGCCGGAGCUAGACGACAGCCACCACUACCUCGACAUGAAACAUUUGUCCACGUCAGACUACGCCUCCAUUUCCUCCUCCUCCAUCCCUUCCUCCCUGUCUCCCCCGCUUGUGUCCUCCAUCUCAUCCGCCGGCAUGGCCUACGACAUCAGUCCUCCGCUGAGUGAGGAACACCUGACGAACAUGGACUACACAAACAUGCACAGCCACAGGAAAGAGAUGGAGAUGCACAACCCAAUCAAGCUGGAACCAGAGUCUCCGCCACAGUACUCUGACAGCACUUUGUUCUCCAAGUUCCCAGACGAUGCGUCGGCGUCAGCGUUAAACAUCGAGUGCCGUGUGUGUGGAGACAAAGCCUCGGGGUUUCACUAUGGGGUGCACGCCUGCGAGGGCUGUAAGGGUUUCUUCAGACGCACCAUCAGGCUAAAGUUGGUGUACGAUCACUGUGAUCUUCAUUGUCGCAUUCACAAGAAGUCCAGAAACAAAUGCCAAUACUGCCGUUUCCAGAAGUGCCUCAAUGUUGGCAUGUCACACAACGCCAUUCGUUUUGGCCGAAUGCCCCAGGCAGAGAAGGAGAAACUGCUGGCAGAGUUCUCGUCUGACAUGGAGCACAUGCACCCGGAGGCCGCAGAUCUAAGGGCUCUGGCCCGGCAUCUGUAUGAAGCCUAUCUGAAGUAUUUCCCCCUUACCAAGGCCAAGGCCAGGGCGAUCCUCUCUGGGAAGACUGGAGAAAAAGUGCCUUUCAUCAUUCACGACAUGAAGUCUCUAAUAGAAGGGGAGCAGUUUAUCAACUGUAAGCAGAUACCAGCCUGGGAGCACCAGCAGCAGAUGUCUGCCGUUACAGUUGGACACGGAGUUACAGGAAUCCCAGGAGCCCACUCAGGGUCCGAUUUUGGCGCUUUGGGAACGGGGAUCGGCGUGCAGACACCUGACGGGGCGGAGCUACGUUUCUUCAAAAGCUGUCAGUCACGCUCUGCAGAAGCAGUGAGAGAAGUGACAGAGUUUGCCAAGAGCAUCCCGGGAUUCAUCGACCUGGAUCUCAACGAUCAAGUAACGCUGCUGAAGUACGGAGUGAUCGAAGUCCUCAUCAUCAUGAUGUCACCACUGAUGAACAAGGACGGCACCCUGAUCUCCUACGGACAGAUUUUCAUGACGCGGGAGUUCCUCAAGAGUCUCAGAAAACCUUUCUGCCAAAUGAUGGAGCCAAAGUUCGAGUUCGGAGUCAAGUUCAACACGCUGGAGCUGGACGACAGCGACAUGGCGCUGUUUCUGGCUGUUAUCAUCCUCAGUGGGGACCGGCCCGGCCUGCUGAACGUGAAGCCCAUCGAGCAGCUUCAAGAGACGGUGCUUCAUUCGCUGGAGUUGCAGCUGAAGCUCAACCAUCCAGACUCCCUGCAACUGUUCGCCAAGCUGCUCCAGAAGAUGACGGACCUGCGUCAGAUUGUCACUGACCACGUGCACCUCAUCGACCUGCUCAAGAAGACCGAAGUGGACAUGCUCCUACACCCUCUGCUGCAGGAGAUCAUGAAGGACUUGUAUUAGAGUUCAAAAUGAAAAGUGGGCACACACUGAAAUGUGAAGAAGAAGAAGAAGAAGAAGAAGAAGAAGAAGAAGAAAAAAAAGAAAGAUCAGAGGCGGAUGAAUCAUGAAUUGAAAUUAAUCAGUUACCAGAAGAUGGAGGAGAACGGGAACAGAAAAAUCAAGAACAGAGAUACGGCUUUGGGUCUGUUUCUAGACAGAACUUGUGGUGCACAGUCAUUUGGCUACCACAUAGCCUGAACAGUUUAUUAUGGGCUGUCUGUCGACUUCAGUACGAAACUACCACCUAUCGCAGCAGACUGUGACUAACACAACGAGAGGGAACCGUAGGUUGGCAAAGUUAAUGCAAAAUCUUGACUGCUUCACCACACACUUAGGGCACACUUCACGUGCCUUAAACGGAACCGUUUUUCACGCCUUGUCUCAUGCAACAUAUGUUGUUCUUGCGCAGCUUUUAUCUUUACACCCAUCAAUAGGCAGUGGUCGUAGUGUGCACAUGCAUCGAUAUCCAUGUGAAUACGCACAAACGCAUGAACGCUCGCACGCGCAGAACUGUGCACUGUCGUUUUCUGUUUUGGCAUCAGGGUGAAGGUGCUAUCUCGUUUUAAUCAGCUGCAUCCAAAAACAGAAAUCAGAGUAGUGCCUGUAACUUAUUCUGGUCCUGCACACCGCUUAGAAACUGUGAGAAAGUGAGCGCGAGCCAACAGAGGGCACAGCAGGGAUGACGUUGGCUCUUAAAUAUGCCUUAAUGAUCAGACGUUUAGCUUUUUUUUUUUUUUUUUUUU
Molecule: messenger RNA, 2488 nt
Organism: Fundulus heteroclitus (mummichog)
Lineage: Eukaryota; Metazoa; Chordata; Actinopteri; Cyprinodontiformes; Fundulidae
Gene: pparg
Product: peroxisome proliferator-activated receptor gamma
Exons: 9
Coding region: 48-1706 (552 amino acids)
Biological process (GO): negative regulation of transcription by RNA polymerase II; hormone-mediated signaling pathway; negative regulation of inflammatory response
Cellular component (GO): nucleus
Molecular function (GO): RNA polymerase II cis-regulatory region sequence-specific DNA binding; nuclear receptor activity; zinc ion binding
Source: RefSeq, a predicted model, not a curated record